This is a messenger RNA of Cryphonectria parasitica EP155, 2077 nucleotides long. RefSeq names its product family 2 glycosyltransferase. The transcript has 2 exons. Gene Ontology annotation, biological process: extracellular matrix assembly; hyaluronan biosynthetic process. Gene Ontology annotation, molecular function: hyaluronan synthase activity. Bases 198 to 1994 code for a protein of 598 amino acids. The record is from RefSeq and is a predicted model, not a curated record. NCBI's taxonomy places the organism in Eukaryota, Fungi, Ascomycota, Sordariomycetes, Diaporthales, Cryphonectriaceae.
UAAAAGCCCCUAGGCUCCCAUGCCGCAAAUGAGGCCUGUCGUGAGGGAGGCUAUUCCCGGCGUUUCCGUUGAGGCUUUGUGUGGUUUGCAACGCGUUUUUCAUUCGUUCUUUGGACCUUUCUGGGCUCCUCGUCUUUCGCUUCUAUUUUUUCCCCCCCUCCUAGUUGUGCAUUGUCUUUACAAUUCCUUCUCCCUCCAUGCUCCUAGAACAAGAAGAUGGGACUUUUGUCCUCAACACGGCGAGUCCUCGCCACGUGCCAGUGUGGAAGCAAUGUCUCCAUGUGUUCUGCUGCCUGGUUUCGUUACCACUCUACUUUCUCAUGACAGUCUCGAGUCAAUUCCCAAUUACCCUUGACCUGCUCAUGACCAUCAUCCUGACGGAGCUCAACCGCUUUGUCAACGAGAGAAGGAGGCAGAAGUCCUACAAGUUCGACAACCUGGAUGCAAGCCCGAUACGAGAAAAAGAGGACUGGCUUAGGUGGGAGCUGAACGUUGAAAAGACUGCUCCGAGGUUGGACUGCAUGGCAGCUGUCGUCGGGUGGAGAGAACAUCCGGAUCUUUUCCACCGUGCACUGGAAAGCUACAAGGUGGCUCAGGGAUGCACAUUCAUCUUGGUUGGGAUCGAUGGUGAUGAAAUCGAAGACCAGGACAUGGUCGAUGUUUUCAACAAGGCAACCGUCAUCCACCUCGAUGAGCCUUUGGGAGAGAUUGCGGAACGGACCAGAGCUAAGCUCGUUGCCAUCCGCCAACAAGAUGAGCAGCCUAUGGAUGACGCCGAUAUCGACAAGAUGGUCAUGCAGCACCUGAUCCAGCUUGCGCGCAACAUCCUUGACCAACAUCGUCUGACCAUCGGUGGCGGGUCCUACGAUGGUAUUCGCCACCUUUGCAUCCGGCAACGACACAUGCACAAGAAGGGUAUCAUGUUCUCCACAUUUGUAUUUUCGCUCGUCAUCGCCGACAUUCUUGGCAUCGAGUUUCUCUGGUCUUCCGAUAGCGAUACGAUUGUCUUUCCAGACUCGCUGUCGCGAACCAUCGACACGAUUGCGGCCGACCCCAACAUCGGUGGCGCAUCGUCCGGCCUGGUGGUGCACAAUGGCGACGAGACGCGGAUUACGAGACUGGCUGCCACUGUCUACUGGGGUGAGCUGUACCUGACCCGCUCCACAACUGCGGCGACGGCCACGAGUGAUUGUCAGAGCGGGCCGAGCACUGUCUUCAGGCUGUCUGCGCUGCCGAACAUCCUGGUCCCGUGGUAUCUGCAGACCAUCAUGGGCAAGAGAAUGAUCAUCAACGAGGACAGGCAUCUGACGACCAACCUGCUGUUGCGGGGCUGGGGCGUGGUCUACGCGAGUGACGUCCUGACUGCCACUGACACGCCCACGACCAUGAAUAAAUGGCUGAAGCAGCAGCUUCGGUGGGCGAGGGCAACGCACAUUGAGAGUCUCCUGAUGCCGAAGGUGUAUCUGAAGACGAACCCUCUGCUGUUCUUUGGCAUGGCAAAACGCGAGGUAGGCCCAGUGCUCGCUGCUGUUGCCGUGGUCCAUUACCUCAUCACAUCGCGAAGCCUCGUCCCCUUCUCGUCUCGUGACAUUGGGAUGCGGCUUCUAUUUGGAAUCGUCUACAAUGUCCUGCGCAAUCCUGACCGCCUUGGUACCAGCGGGUGGGCAGCACGAAAGUGGGUCCUGCCAGGCAUUCUGUUCUAUUACAUCCCAUUACCGGCGGUCCAUGUCUGGAGCAUGCUGACGCUGACUGCGGACGGCUGGGGCACGGCUAUGCGCGCCGAGGGAGAGACGGCACCAAAACCGAGUGGUGCAGCGCAACCGAAGAACGAUAUGGGAUUCUUCAUCGUCUGGAUGGGAAUAUUAGCUGCAGCUACAGCAAAGUGUCUGGGGCACCAUCAUGGCCUUGGGAGCCUGCACACUGGACUGUUGAUGAUGUCUUGCAUUUCCCUUGUGGUGCUUGUGGCAUGGCGAGUUACAAAGAUCAAGGCAUGAUAAUUGGGUAAUCAAAAGCAUAGACAUACAACGGUGCAUAAUCAUUAAUGAGAGCGAUUCAAUACUUCAAAUUCUCCUUCUAC